AUACAAAUUAUAGUUCAGUAAACUUUUGGGCAGGCAGCGGAUUUUUCUACAGGAAAACAUCAAAAUCUGGCCAACUGUCGUUUUGGACUAGUUCGAAAACGUAGAAUACGUAAAACAUCGAAAAAUUUGACAGCUACGUUGUUUACACGCAUACACACACAGUUACGGGGGAUUUGUUUUGAUGCGCGGUACGGCCAAUGAAAACACGAAAAAUUGAUCAAAACUUCAUGUUUUAUUAAGAUUUGUUUCAAAUUAACGUGAUUAUUUUUAGUCUCCAGGUUUUUUAGCAUUUUUUUUAUUGCACAUCAGUGUUCAGAAAAGCUCCAUAGCCUUUACUUUGUUUAAUUUGGAUGCAUUGUUUUGGUUCGGAUCUUCAUCCAGCAUGAGUCAUGCUCGGGCACUUGCCGCAAUGUUACGUACUCCGUGCAUCGGUUUUCAUCCGUUUGUGCAAUACCACCGCGCCUUAAAUACGGCCCGUAGUGACGCGCCUCUGCACAGUUAACAGUUGGUGCUAGUGAACAUGCGACGCGGAACCAUCGCCUAAAAUGUAUUCCGCCAAGUACAGACCGGAUUGUUUCAAAGGAUUCCCGCUACACCGUGCAGCAGCCAGCGGUUCGCGGGAGAAGUGUGAACAAUUGCUUAUCCGGUGGUGCAAAUCCCUUCCAACCGACACCGGCCGGUUGGACAGCACUACAUGCGGCAAUCGCAAACAAGGCAGAACAUGUUGUGGAUCUACUGCUCGAUCGCUACGAACGUGAGUGGACGAUCGUACGCCAAACGAUCCAGCAUCAGUUCCUGUGGAAGGCGGAACAAACGGGCUGGAAAAGCAGACCGAUACUGAUCGCCUGGACCGAAGAGGAAUGUGCUGCUGCGGCCAACGUCUCGUCAAGCUGCCCGGCCGGAAUUCCACUCAACUUGCAGGUGUUUGUACUGCUGCAAACACCAAACCAUGGCCACCGGUUCAUUGCGCUGGACGUUUGCAAUCGAAGCAAGUGGUUCGACAUCAUACGGCUCAUAGGCCGGCUGCUACCGAACGGUGUACUCUCCCUCGAUCGGGCCGAUAUGCGGCAGGACGUCGAGAACUAUCUACUGCUGGCCUGUGCCUUAUCGACGAAGGAAAUAGUGGUGAAACUUGUUAGCCGAGGGGGAGCUUCACUGAACGUUGGAUCCGGCACGCAAGGCCGUACCCCAUUGAUGGCCGCCGUCGAAAGGAUGCGCAAGGAUGUGCUGGAUCUGCUCAUGACAAAGUUCGCCGAUCGGGUUGAUCCGUGCGCCCGGGACCGAAGCAAUUUAACCGUGCUGCACCAAAUGAUGCACCGGCAACAUCCGGGCAUGACAGAAUUAAUGAUAAAUUAUAUGCUAACCUAUUGCACCACGAAGCUGCGUGAAUCGAAAUCGGUGGCAUUGAGUAGAAUAUUCGCAUACGACUCACCAGACUGCAAGUCGCAAAAUUUUUGGAACUUCAUACGGUCGGCACCCAUGAAGCAGCUGUGCGAAAAGUAUAUAAGACUGUGCCAAAUGGACGUACGAACACCGCUGUCCGAUUGUACCACACUGGCCGCUUUAAUCAUGCGCGAAACGGCACUACAGUAUUGUUUCGAGCAGAUUGAACAAAACUUGGAACUUCUACAGCUGCCGGAAAGCUACAGCCAUUUAAAUGUCCUGCACCUCUUGAUACGCCACAAACAGUUGCCGUUUGUUGAAGGUCUCUACCGGAAGCAUGGUUCGCACGUUAGGGAAAUGCUCGAGGUGGUGGAUAAUGAUUCCGCCUACGAACUGUUGCGCCAGCUGGUGUACGGUAAGGAUGAAAAAGGCGUCCUAUUUUUGUUCAAUCAUCAUCGAGAAUUUUAUGUGAAAGAUGUGGCAAAACUUCGGCAAGUCACGGUCUCACAGAAUGAUUGCCCCUAUUCAUCGUACGGCAAGCUGUUUGAAAUCCUCGUGGAAGCAGUGCCAGAGCUCCGGGAAGCUGUCGAUACACGCAAACAGUCCAAUGAAGCCCGAGCAACUGAUUUCUAUGAAGAUCUACGUCAGCUACACGAUCACUUCGCGAAAACCGUCACCCGGCUCGAAGCGAACGGCAAACGAUUGGACGAUUAUAUGGACACCAAUCGGAGGACCUUUCUGCACGCUGCAGUCUCGUGGGGCGCAAAGGAUUUGGUAGAAAAGCUACUCGCUCGUGAUAUGGACGUGAUGCAGGUGGACGCGUACGGCUGUCUACCGAUACAUUUGGUGUACAGGCGCGAAAGCAUAUUCCAGAUGCUGUUGAGCAAAAACGAAUCGGCCCAGCUAGGCGUACGUAAAGCAGGACUCGGGACACAAUCUGCUGCAUAUUGCUGCAGCAAUGGACUGGAGGGAGCGGUGCUUAAGCAGCUAGUAGACCACGGUAUGGAUGUGAACGGUCCGACACCGGACGGUGACUUACCACUGUCGCUAGCAGCGUGCUGUGCUACGGUAACGUUCCUGCUCGAGAACGGUGCGCGUAUCGAUCUUCUGUCCGGAGAUAUGUUAAGCCGUGGUCUGAAGCACGCAAAUUACUGUGCGGCAAUAGCGUUGAUACCGCGGUUGAUGGAUUUGUCCUGGUUUCGGGACUCUGCAUACAUUUAUCUCCCCUGGAUGGUUGGUACGCAGUGUCGUGAUUUCUUCUCCUGCAGUAAUCAAACGUUUCUCGAAACGCAUCCCGACAUACGGCGAGUGCUGUUCGACAGUUUGUACGCACAUUCGAAGGAGCAGACGGCGGAACUUUUCUCACGCGUCUGCCACAACUCGAUCCCAUGCUGCGUACGGUGGUUCCUCGAGUACGGCUACGAGAUAGAUUACGAUCAUCCGUACUGGGGCCAAUCGACACCCCUACUGGCCCUGUUUAGCUAUAUCGAGUGUGACAUCAACGAGCAGGUGCAAAUGAUAGAGCGGUUGCUGGAAAAACCGAUCGACGUUAAUGCGGCAAACGAUUUUGGACGUACUGCGCUGAUCGCGCUCGCGAAUGGCAUGGGCUGGAGGAGAAACUGUAACCAUCUGCAACCGGCGUUGGCAUCGUUGCUGGUGAAGCGUGGUGCCAAGCUGGAUGUGCAGGAUGCAGAGGGAAAAACGGCACUACAUCAUGCGUUUGAAGGUGAGCAGUGGGAGAUGGUAGAGUUUUUAGUUGAAAAUGGAGCUAAUUUGUCGUUGAAGAGCGAAUGCGGCAGGCUGGCCUGUGAAAUGGUGCCUGCUGUGAAGCGCAGUUUGUUUGGAUUUGUGAGGUAGAAAAAAGGGAGCUUUUAGAAAACAGACUGGUCACGAUUUUUCGUCUAGCGAUCCACAUGAUGGAGGGACAUAUUUCGCUCAACCGACACUCCUUUUUGGUGUGACUGAAUAUACAUCGAGAGUAAUAAGGAAGACCCAGGCAAACGAUUACAAAUAUCAUGAGCAAGAUGGAGAAGUGUUGUACAAAACGUACCGUCCAUAUGUCUUGGAUGAAGCCAUCCGUGAGACAGUCUCCCAGAAUGAGCAGCUAACAUCGCUUUGUAACAAAUGUCUUGGUAUUAUUACGGUUAAUAUUUUAGGGAAUACCUUUAAGGAAUUGGAGUACCAAGAUCGAGGGUCUAGAUAAUAGCCGCAAGACUGCUCGCCACUAAGUGCCUUUAUUGUUGUAGAAUGCUGGUUGAAAUUAGAAUGGGAGCAAUAUUUAAUCAUGACGCAUACAUUUUAUUUGCAUCGCAGUUCAAAGGUAGUAUAGUUUUUGCAUUCAAAUGUUAGAACAGUAUUUUUGUCAGUAUUAAGGAAAGGAUCGGGUACGGGUUAUGACAGUUAGCUUCCUCUCUUUCUUGACCUAAUGACCUCUUAUUAAGUCAUGCCUGCCAUUUUUGGCUUAUUUUUGGUUGCAUAGUCAGUCCUCACUAUAGAGGAACGAGAUGCGCUUUGUGUUGAACUAGAAGAGAAACAAAGCGGAAAAAGCGAGUGGACUGUUGCACCCAAAGGAAAAGACGUGUAGACGCUUGUACGCUUGAUGCAGGAAUGAAUCUUUAUUCAAAGUUAAA
Molecule: messenger RNA, 4013 nt
Organism: Anopheles stephensi (Asian malaria mosquito)
Lineage: Eukaryota; Metazoa; Arthropoda; Insecta; Diptera; Culicidae
Molecular function (GO): protein binding
Source: RefSeq, a predicted model, not a curated record